AUAACCUGUCACCCCGAUGCUCUACUUCUAACGUUUAUCACAAAGGUACCCCACAUCUGCAGAGACGACUCCCACAUCUGCACCUCUCCAUCGUGCCCGCCACACUUUAUGUCAUUGCGUUUCGGUGGAGACCAAACGCGCGCUCCACUUGUCCCGUUCCGGAGGGGCACGUAGGGGCGGUAAUCCCCCCCGCGGCCUGCCAGCAUCCUCCCUCCCUCGCGCUCUUGCUCAAGGGCAAAUCGAGGAGCUCAUCUCCCGCCGCUGCGCAGCAUCAUCUCCCCGCUCGGCGCCUCGGGACCUUUGCUCAGUCGGAUGAACGCCGAGGAGCCACUCGGGCGGACGGACGGAGGACGACCUGCACCUCGCACCUGUGGCACGUUUCAAAAUGUCCAACGUCAGAUGAUUAGACGCCUGGCGUGAGUCUAGGGAUCACUUUCUGUGCGCCAAAGCUUUUGGAUAAGACGCGCUUUCGGUCCGCUUGGAGAAACAACCCUGAACGGAAGACAUGGAUUUGACGCGGAAACUUUGGCUUUUCCUUCGUCUGAAAAACGAAGAACUCAACUCUGGAAACGAUGCUGUGAAUCUGAGAGUUUCAUAUCUGUAGGUACAUUUUAGUACAGCAGAAUCAGGAUGAAAAGAUGGCAGCCAUGCUGUUACCAACGGGUCCUGAUGGCUUGCGCCGGUUCACUCGCGAAUCCAUGGCUGCGCUGGAGCAGCGGAUUGCGCAGGAGCGGGCCAAGGAGGCCAAGGAGGCCAAGGAGGCCAAGGAGGCCAAGGAUUGCCCCGCCGCUCACAGGCACGCAGAGCCGUCCAAACCCAGGAUCGACCUGGAGGCCGGCAAGCAGCUGCCACGCAUCUUCGGCGAGAUCCCUACAGAACUCAUCGGGGUUCCACUGGAAGACAUUGAUCCGUUUUACUACAAGAACCAAAGGACUUUUAUAGUACUUAACAAAGGGAAGGCCAUCUUCAGAUUCAGUGCCACAUAUGCAGUUUACGUAUUUAGUCCAUUACACUUCAUCAGAUCAAUCGCCAUCAAAAUUUUAGUCCAUUCAUUGUUCAGCUUGUUCAUAAUGUUCACUAUACUGACCAACUGUUUCUUCAUGGCCAUGUCUGAUCCGGCACCGUGGACAAAGUACCUGGAGUAUACCUUCACUGGCAUUUACACUUUUGAGUCGGCGAUAAAGAUAUUAGCGAGAGGAUUCUGUAUAAUGCCGUUCACCUUCUUGAGAGAUCCAUGGAACUGGCUGGACUUCAGCGUCAUUCUCAUGGCAUAUGUGACAGAAUUUGUAGACCUUGGAAACGUCUCAGCUUUGAGAACCUUCAGAGUACUUAGAGCCCUGAAAACCAUCUCAGUCAUCCCAGGUCUGAAGACCAUCGUAGGAGCUUUGAUCCAGUCUGUGAGGAAACUGGCAGACGUGAUGAUCCUGACCGUCUUCUGCCUCAGCGUGUUCGCGCUCAUCGGCCUGCAGCUCUUCAUGGGCCUGCUGCGGCAAAAGUGCAUCCGCAGCCUCGCGCACUGCGUCAACUCCUCCUUCAGCCCCAACGCAUCCUUCCUCUGCAACAACCGAACCUGGAGCUCCAGGGCCGACUUCCUCACCAGCGAAGAUAAUUUUUACAAAGUUGAAGGAGCAAAGGAUGCCUUGAUAUGCGGAUAUGGAAGUGAUGCAGGGAAGUGUCCAGAUGGAUUUGACUGCCUAAAAAUAGGGAGGAAUCCAAAUUAUGGCUACACCAGCUUUGAUACCUUCGGCUGGGCUUUUCUCGGCCUCUUCCGACUCAUGACACAAGACUACUGGGAAAAACUGUUCCACCAGACGCUGCGUUCAGCAGGGAAGACCUACAUGGUUUUCUUUGUGCUGGUAAUCUUCCUGGGCUCCUUCUACCUGGUCAACCUCAUCCUUGCUGUAGUGGCCAUGGCCUACGAGGAGCAGAAUCAGGCCACCAUCGCUGAGGCGUGGCAGAAGGAGAGGGAGUUCCAGCUGGCCAUGGAGCACCUCCGCACAGAGCAAAGACUGGCAGCAAAAAGACUAAAAGCACAGGAUACAGACUCAGUGUUGUCCCCAGAGUUGUCUCCGGUCUGUCUGAAGACAGGCAGCAUACGUCGAAACAGCAGCAGGAGGAGACGAUCACAUCGGCCGCUGUCAGAGGAAACGGCAGAAGAAGCUGCUGAAGAGAAGUUUGACCCACUGGAUGAGCCAAUGCCGUCUCUGUCUCCCCUCCCCGUCCACCCUCUGCUGGCCACACUCUCCUCCCACCCGCUCAGCACCAGGAGAGGAAGCCAGGUCAGCGUCUUCAGCGCUUUUCGGGCGCACAACAACUCGGAGGCUGACUUCGGGGACGACGAGUACAGCGCGCACGGGGACGCCUUCAGGAGUCGCACCAGUUCAACAGCAACGCCGUGGAAGAGGAGGGCGGGCAGUGUGCGGAGCCACUGCUCUCAAAUCUUCGGGCCCAGCCUCAACGUCAAUGGCCGGCUAAACAUCUCCAUUGAUCAGAAUGGAAUCACCACCCUGGGCCUCCACACUCCCACCUCCAUGCCGGCACACAGCAUGGAGAGGGUCAAAGAAGACACAAAGUUCACCGGUGUGGAAGACACAGUUCCCAGACUGUUCCUGCAGCCCUCCCCGACAGUGACUGAGCCCCCCCCAGUGCAGAGGAAAAGAGGGCUGAGCUCUGUCAGCUUCUUCAGCGAUGCCAUGGGGGAGCUCGAGGUGUCGAGGCAGAAGUGCCAUCCCUGCUGGUACAGAUUCGCCAAGAGGUACCUGAUCUGGGACUGUUGCCCCUGGUGGCUGAAGAUGAAGGACUGGGUGAAGUGCAUGGUGAUGGAUCCUUUCCUGGACCUGGGUAUCACCGUAUGCAUUGUGCUGAACACCCUCUUCAUGGCCCUGGAGCACUAUCCCAUGACUGAGGAGUUCAACACCAUGCUUUCAGUGGGCAAUCUGGUUUUCACAGGCAUCUUUACAGCUGAGAUGGUGCUGAAGCUGAUCGCCAUGGACCCCUACUACUACUUCCAACAGGGCUGGAACAUCUUUGACGGCGUCAUUGUUUGCCUCAGUCUGAUGGAGUUGGGUCUUUCCAAUGUGGAGGGGCUGUCGGUUCUGCGAUCUUUCAGACUGUUACGGGUCUUCAAGCUGGCAAAAUCCUGGCCUACUCUCAACACUCUCAUCAAGAUCAUCGGCAACUCGGUGGGCGCGCUGGGAAACCUCACGCUGGUGUUGGCCAUCAUCGUGUUCAUCUUCGCUGUGGUGGGCAUGCAACUGUUUGGCAAGAACUACCAGGACUGCGUGUGUAAGAUCUCCAUCGACUGUCAGCUGCCUCGCUGGCACAUGAAGGACUUCUUCCACUCCUUCCUCAUUGUGUUCCGGGUGCUGUGCGGCGAGUGGAUAGAGACCAUGUGGGACUGUAUGGAGGUGGCCGGGCAGCCGCUCUGUAUCCUGGUCUUCAUGUUGGUCAUGGUUAUUGGGAACUUGGUGGUGUUGAAUCUUUUUCUGGCGCUGCUGCUCAGCUCCUUCAGCUCCGACAACCUCUCUGCUCCGGAAGAGGAUGGCGAUUUGAACAACAUCCAGAUCGCCAUCGCCCGCAUCCAAUCCGGUGUCUCCUGGCUCGCCGCGUGCGUCGUCGACCUUUUCAACCGCAGCUUGAAGUGUCGGAAGCAGAAGGUCAACCAGGCCGUCAAGCCGGUCGGGAAUCACAUAGAAAGCAAUGGUGGGAUCUUCGGACGCUACGGCGAAAAGUAUUUCGUGCCAGAGGAAGACAGCUACAUGACAAAUCCCAAAUUGACGGUCAUCGUUCCGAUUGCACCCGGAGAGUCGGAUGUGGAGUUCUUGGAGGAGGAGGAGGUUUCUGAGUCUUCAGAGGAUGAAGACAACAAACCGGAGGUUAUCAGCCUAUCAGAGGGCAGCACGGUGGAUCUGAGGAAGCCUGGAGAAGAAAUGGACAACUUAUCAGAGGUGGCUGAAGAGAGCAUGGAGCCAGUGGAAUGCUUCCCAGAAUUGUGCACGAGGCACUGUCAUUGCUGUACAGUGGAUACGAGCCGUGGCCUGGGCCGGGCCUGGUGGAGGCUGAGGAAGACCUGCUACCAGAUUGUAGAACACAGCUGGUUUGAGACUUUCAUUAUCUUCAUGAUCCUGCUCAGCAGUGGGGCUCUGGCCUUUGAAGACAUCUACAUUGAGAAGAGAAAGGUUGUGAAGGUGGUGCUGGAGUAUGCUGACAAGAUCUUCUCCUACAUCUUUGUGCUGGAGAUGUUCCUCAAGUGGAUUGCUUACGGCUUCAAGAAGUAUUUCACCAACUACUGGUGCUGGCUGGACUUUCUCAUCGUGGACGUGUCCUUGAUAAGCCUGGUUGCAAAUUCACUGGGAUAUUCCGACUUUGCUGCCAUCAAGUCCCUGAGGACUCUGCGGGCUUUGAGGCCUCUCAGAGCUCUGUCCAGAUUCGAAGGCAUGCGGGUGGUCGUGAACGCCCUCAUCGGAGCCAUCCCGUCCAUUAUGAAUGUGCUGCUCGUGUGUCUCAUCUUCUGGCUCAUCUUCAGCAUCAUGGGGGUCAACCUGUUUGCUGGAAAGUUUGGGAAAUGCGUGAACAGGACGGGCUUCAUUCACAGUGCCUCCGUCGUCAACAACAAGUCGGAGUGCCUCUCUAUGAAUGACACCCAGUUCUACUGGACCAAAGUGAAGGUCAACUUUGACAACGUGGGACUUGGCUACCUUUCCCUUCUGCAAGUGGCUACAUUUAAAGGAUGGAUGGAAAUAAUGCAUGCAGCGGUGGACUCAAGAGGAGUUGAGGAACAACCCAUCAGAGAAAUAAACCUCUACAUGUACCUCUACUUUGUCGUCUUCAUCAUAUUCGGCUCCUUCUUCACCCUCAAUCUCUUCAUUGGCGUCAUUAUUGACAAUUUCAAUCAGCAGAAAAGAAAGUUAGGUGGGCAGGAUAUCUUCAUGACUGAAGAACAGAAGAAGUACUACAACGCUAUGAAGAAGUUGGGAUCUAAAAAGCCUCAAAAGCCAAUACCAAGGCCUGCGAAUUUUCUCCAGGCCUUCUUCUUCGAUCUCGUGGCCAAGCAAGCCUUUGACAUCAUAAUCAUGAUGCUCAUCAUCGUCAACAUGGUGACCAUGAUGGUGGAAACCGACGAGCAGUCAGAGCGCAAGGAAUCCAUCCUCAACAAGAUCAACCUGGUCUUCAUCGUGAUCUUCACCACCGAAUGCCUGAUCAAGAUCUUCGCCCUGCGCUGUUAUUUCUUCACAGUAGCGUGGAACAUCUUUGAUUUUGUGGUGAUAGUCCUCUCUAUCGUGGGAAUUGUUCUCGCCGACAUCAUUGAGAAGUACUUUGUAUCUCCGACCCUGUUUCGGGUCAUCAGACUGGCAAGGAUAGGACGGGUACUCCGACUUAUACGUGCAGCCAAAGGAAUAAGGACUCUCCUGUUUGCCUUAAUGAUGUCCAUGCCAGCACUGUUCAACAUCGGCCUCCUGCUGUUCCUCGUCAUGUUCAUCUACGCGAUCUUCGGCAUGGCGAACUUUGCCUACGUGAAAAAGACAGACGGCCUUGACGACAUGUUCAACUUUGAGACCUUCGGGAAUAGCAUGAUCUGCCUUUUUCAGAUCAGCACCUCUGCGGGUUGGGACAACCUCCUGAGUCCCAUCAUGGCCAGCUCCCCAGAGGAGUGUGACCUCCGCUAUGUCAACACCGGCACCAACACCCGGGGCAACUGUGGCAGCCCCUCAAUGGGUAUAGCGUUCUUUGUAAGUUACAUCAUCAUUUCUUUCCUCAUCGUGGUGAACAUGUACAUAGCUAUCAUUCUGGAGAACUUCAGCGUGGCCACGGAGGAGAGCACAGAGCCGCUGAGCGAGGAUGACUUUGAAAUGUUUUACGAGGUGUGGGAGAAGUUUGAUUCUGAGGCCACGCAGUUCAUUGAGUUUUCCAUGCUGUCGAUCUUCGCCGACACCUUGUCGGAGCCGCUGCGCAUAGCUAAGCCCAACAGGAUCAAGCUGAUCUCCAUGGACCUUCCCAUGGUCAGCGGGGAUAGGAUCCACUGCCUGGACAUCCUGUUUGCCUUCACAAAGCGCGUCCUGGGGGAGUCGGGCGAGAUGGACGCCUUGAAGCAGCAGAUGGAGGAGAAGUUCAUGAUGACCAACCCCUCCAAGGUCUCGCACGAGCCCAUCACGUCGACGCUGCGGCGCAGACUGGAAGAGGUGUCCGCGACCGUCAUCCAGAGGUGUUACAGGAGGCAUCUGGUGCGCCGGCACAUGAAGCAGGCGUCCUACCUCUACAGGCAGAUCAACUACGAGACUGCAGUGGAUGUGGAGAACGCUCCAGAAACGGAGGGGCUGAUAGCCUCCAUGAUGCAUCACUAUGGACUCGUCGGGCUGGAGAUUGCACAGACAACGGAGGACGCGCUACUGUCCUCGCCACCGUCCUAUGACAGCGUGACCAGAGCGACCAGUGAGCUCUCUGAGGUCGCCAGGUCCGUGUACAGAGGCUGUGAACUCGGGGAGCCUGCUGAGAGCUACGAGGAAACUUUCCUUUAGACUCAGAUGUGUGACGAGUGGUCACGGUCAAUGAGAUGAAGCUUUUUUUUAUAUAUCAGUAGAUGCUGAGGAAAUAUGCAAAGUUUUGAAGCAUAUCUUCUAUUUAAAGCCUCUAUUUAAAUUCAACUGCUCAGAAGUCCAUUUUGUUGCACAGUCAGGACCUCUGUGAGAGGAACCUGAUCUUCUCCUCACAAUAUCUCAAAUAUUUGGCAAUUUACACCGACCAUAGAAAAAAGAUGCACUCUACUUUAAUUUCCACUAUGAUUAUAAUGAAUCACACGUAAUCUCACCCCGUCUAUCGCCCGAAGUUGGCUGGGAUGGACUCCAGCCCCCCCGCGACCCUGCGUGCAGGAUAAGCGGUUUGACAAUGGAUGGAUGGAUGGACGUAAUCUCACACGUGUUAAUUACAUUCACUCAAAAGCCCAAAUGAUCUGCAGGUAACACUGAACAUCAACUUCAACAGGAAAAUGUUUGCAAAAUGGAAUUUGUAUUUACGGCAGAAUGUUUGUUUGUUUCCAGAGAUACAAACUGGGCAACCAACACUUCCAUGUGUGUUUUAUAUGACAAAUGGCGUAAGUUGUCUUCUUGGACCUGUGUUUUAUCUGAGCACUUGUACAAGGAAUUUUGUUUUCGGAGGCCAAUAUCACCUGAAGGCUGAGGGACAUUGAAAUGACACAUUACAUUUAUUUCACCUGCUUGACCAAACCAGCAGAAAGGGGGCACAUGCAUGAAAGGCAAAAGCAGCUGGUUCACUACGUUUUCUCACUAACAUUAACAACAUUUCUCACAGAAAACCGCAUUUCAUUGUUUGUAAGAACAUCAAGCAGCUAUAAUUACAUCAACAAAAACAUGGAUGAAAAAAUAGAAAUGUCUCUUUGUCUCUUUUUGUGUUUUGAAACACUUUCAGUAAACUGUAGUCGCGCCGAAAAUAAACCAACAGAACGGGAAAUUAACAACAUUGAGCAGCACACUCACAGGAAGCCACUGCUGUGUUUCUGAUUGACAUUCAUGACUGUAGCUGCUAUGAAGCUCUUCCACAGGGUUACUAAUAGGAUUUAACCAAAGCUAACAUCUGCUCAUAACUCUUUACGACAUUUUAAAAUUGAAGGAAAAACAUUACAAUACGUAAGUCAGCAUUAUGAAUUGAUAAUUAUUUGUAAUGUUUGGGAUUUAUUGAUUUAUUAAUGGCAUUAGUGGUGAAUGAAAUUAUUCAUUUGAUUCAAGGAAGGUGCUCCAUGCUGCAUGCGAUGAUAAAUUAAGGUCACUGGUUAAAUAGUAUCAAUUGUAUUUGUGAGGAAGUUCCUACUUCCUUUCUAUCGUAUUGUUCAUUAUGUGCUACUAACAAUAUGAAGAAAUGGUAAUUAUGUUAACAAUUACAUGUUAUAAAUAUUUUCACAAACAUUUCACAUUUCAAGUUGAACUUUUAUCAAUAACAGAAGUGUCCCUGAAUCAUGUGCCUGACUUUGACGAUGUCUUCCGCACACUAAAUCUCUUUAGGCCAUUUAAUCAGAUCCGAUGGAUGCGGAUUGGAAGAGCGUGAAUGCACUGAAAGCUCAUUUUGUAAUCAACUGUGUAAAGUACUUUGAGGCUGUGAAAUGUAUGUAAAGCAAAUUAUUUUUACCAAUUUUUUGUAAUGUAUUUAUAUUGAAAGACCAUUUCAGUGACUGAUGACGGCCAUGACAACAUAUGAUCAAAUUAUAUAACUGUGUUCUUUUUUAUAUAAAAGACUUUCCUUGAGGACCUGAUAGUCUGUAUUGCAUCUCGGUUGAUUGUUUCAUGGCUUGUUUUAUGAAAUGGUAAUAAAACUCUUUUCCAUAUUUGUGGGUUUCCCAACUCUCGGUAACGUUCAAAAAGUUGGAUGAAAUGUUUUGGAUUAUUUUAAAAUAAUUUAGCGUGGCCUUAUAACGGUUAAAACAUUGCCAUUAACUUAUUUGAUUUCUAAAGAUGUGUCAGAGGGUCCGUGCGGGGGGAGAGGAAGGUAGGACUCACACGCAGAGUUUCCAAACAAAAAAGGACUUUAAUGGUCAAAACUACAAAAAUUCCAAGAAGACAAAA
Gasterosteus aculeatus aculeatus (three-spined stickleback) is the source of this 8570-nucleotide messenger RNA. NCBI's taxonomy places the organism in Eukaryota, Metazoa, Chordata, Actinopteri, Perciformes, Gasterosteidae. The record is from RefSeq and is a predicted model, not a curated record.